Molecule: messenger RNA, 3689 nt
Organism: Ictalurus punctatus (channel catfish)
Lineage: Eukaryota; Metazoa; Chordata; Actinopteri; Siluriformes; Ictaluridae
Gene: mpp7a
Product: MAGUK p55 scaffold protein 7a
Exons: 17
Coding region: 589-2316 (575 amino acids)
Biological process (GO): protein localization to adherens junction
Cellular component (GO): cell-cell junction; plasma membrane
Molecular function (GO): protein binding
Source: RefSeq, a predicted model, not a curated record
CUUUCUUUCUUUCUUUCUUUCCCUCUCAUUCUUCUUCUUCUUUCUUCUGUCUCUCUCUCUCUCCACUUCUUCUUUUGUACUAGUUUACCUUAUCUGUAAUUGAUCACGUUACUUUCUUGUUCAGAGAGAGGACAGGUGUGGCGAGUGAUCGAUUACUCUCCAGCCAAUCAGAUCGCAGCAUUACGCCCGAGUCCCGCCUCAUGGUUAAACCGCGGACCAAUCAGGCGCAGGAUCACUUCCGCCCGCUGGCUUUCCCUGGACGCAGAGUAAACACGGUUUCUCCGCGCUGGAAGGAUUACACUUCCCUGCAGGAAGAGGAGCUCGAGGUGAAUUCUUUGAUUUAAAGAAGUAUAAAUGAGUAUUUCUUUCCGUCGGGAAGAGUUUGUUGCGAAGUCCAUGUUGGAGAAGAGUGAGUGGAAAACUGCAGGACGUCUCUAUGUGACCCGCAGUACCCACUGAAGUCUGAGUUAGUCCAUGGCAUAACCCCGGGUCUUCAGCUUCCUCCUGGGGGAAGUGGCUGUCCAGUCCCUUGUCUGAUUAGUGCGACGCCCCACAGGAAGCGGCCGCUACGCCGUGCGAACCGUAACCAUGCCGGCCCUUGCUACGGGACCGGGCCCUGACACAGGUCUGUACGAGCUGUUGUCAGCGUUGCCGUCUCAGCUCCAGAUGUAUGUAAAGAGCGCGGAGGAUCGCUCUUUUCUCCAUGCCGUGUUCAGCGCCCGGAGCCUGCACUCCCUCGUCAAGAUCCAUGAGAAGUUACAGCACUAUGAGGAAAUGUGUCCUUCUCCUGUACUGGACAGCGCUGGUGCUCUCGCUCAAGGAGUGUCUGAUGAGCUCCAGACGAAACCUCUGAGUGCAGACGUCACCGAGCUGCUGAAGCUGCUAUCGAAACCUCAUGUUAAGAGUUUGUUGUCAGUCCAUGACACAGUGGCUCAGAAGAGUUAUGAUCCCGAGCUUCCUCCUCUUCCAGACGACAUCGACGAUGAUGAAGAUUCAGUCAAGAUCAUCCGACUGGUCAAGAAUAAAGAACCCCUAGGGGCCACCAUUAAAAAAGACGAAAAAAACGGAGCCAUCACAAUCGCUCGCAUCAUGAAGGGCGGAGCAGCAGACAGAAGUGGCCUGAUCCACGUGGGAGACGAGCUGAAGGAGGUCAAUGGCAUCCCAGUGGAGGGAAAGAGACCAGAGGACAUCAUUCAGCUUCUGUCCCAGUCCGAGGGUGCCAUUACUUUUAAAGUGGUACCAGGUCCAGAGACAGAGGGUCCAGCCAGUGAGCCCAAGACGUACGUGAAGGCUCUGUUUGAUUACGACCCGGAGGAGGACAAGGCGAUUCCAUGUAAGGAGGCAGGUAUGGCCUUCAGGAAGGGUGAUGUGCUGCGAGUCAUGUCUCAGGAGGAUGCUACAUGGUGGCAGGCCAAAAUCGAGGGCGGCACCAACCCUCGCGCCGGACUCAUCCCCUCCAAGCAGUUCCAGGAGAGGAGGUUCGCUCUCCAACAGCCGACGGCCAACACCCAGCCUCAGAAGAUCUCUCGGAAACCAUCUGGUUUACGGAGGAGCUUCCGUCUCAGCAAAAGAGGAAAGAAGACAAACAAGUCCAUGUACGAGUGUAAAAAGAGCGAGCGGUACGACACCGCUGACGUCCCCACUUACGAAGAAGUCGUUCCGUACUGCAGAGCCCACGGAGCCAAGCACAGACUCGUCGCCCUGCUCGGUCCUACAGGCGUGGGUUUGAACGAGCUGAAGAGGAAGCUGUUAAUAUCUGACCCGCAGCACUUCAGCGUCACCAUCCCUCACACAUCCCGAGCGAAGAGGAAUCAGGAGAAUGAUGGUGUGGAGUAUCACUUCAUCUCUAAACACCUGUUUGAAACGGACAUCCACAACAACAAGUUUAUUGAAUAUGGCGAGUAUAAGGGAAAUUACUACGGGACGAGCCUGGACUCGAUCCGCUCGGUAAUGGCCAAAAACAAGGUGUGCCUCCUGGAUGUGCAGCCUCAUUCUCUGAAGCAGCUCCGCACGGCCGAGUUUAAGCCCUACGUGGUGUUCGUGAAGCCUCCGUCCAUCGAGCGUCUGAGAGAGACCCGGAAGAACGCUAAAACCAUCUCGGGGAAAGGAGACAAGGACUCGUCCAGACCCUUAACGGACGAAGACUACCAGGAGAUGAUCGGCGCCGCCCGGCUGACGGAGAAUCAGUACGGUCAUCUCUUCGACCUGGCGAUCGUCAACGACGACCUGGCGUCCGCAUUCGGCGAGCUCAGGCAGGCUCUGAGGAAGGUGGAGACGGAGACGCACUGGGUUCCAGUUAGCUGGACGCACUCCUGAGGGAACAUCGUGCACCAGUAAAAGGGACGGAAAAUAAACCCGGGACGGCACGUUUUUAAAAAUAAAGCGGAGAAGAAAGACAAAGGGGAAGAAGUUUUGCGAAGCAUGACUGCUGACUGGGCUUUCAUUUAGCCUAAAUCUGGUGACGGGGAAGGGGGGGGGUGGUUUGUGGGGGAUUUUAACAGCUCUCUGACACGUUUAUGGGGUCCUGCGACACUAAAAGAAGGAAUUUUAGGUUUGUUUUUGUGUGUUCUUGGUCAGCAUGGCUGGAUUCAGAGCGAAGUGUCUAAUUACUCUCGAAAUGUCGUUAAACAUGGGAUCGUUUAGCGGUAGCUGUCGAAGCGCGUGUUUACUUGACAACCAGUUGGGCAGAGUGUGAGUUUUAACUUUAAUUUAUAAACACCAAAGGGGUGAGUUGUUUUUUUUUUUUUUCUUUUGUUUUUUUUUUUUUCUUUUUUUUCUUUUUUUCUUUUUUUUUUUUUGUUUAUUCUGUGGGCGGACAAUAUUUUUUGUGAUUUUUGGGAAGUCUUAAAUCUUUUUUUUUUUUUCUUUUUUUUUUGUUUAUUCUGUGGGCGGACAAUAUUUUUUUGUGAUUUUUGGGAAGUCUUAAAUCUUUUUUUUUUUUUUUUUUUUUUUUUUUUUUUAUUCUGUGGGCGGACAAUAUUUUUUGUGAUUUUUGGGAAGUCUUAAAUCUAUUUUUUUUUUCUUUUUUUUUUUUUUUAUUCUGUGGGCGGACAAUAUUUUUUUGUGAUUUUUGGGAAGUCUUAAAUAUUUUUUUUUCUUUUUUUUUUUUUUUUAUUCUGUGGGCGGACAAUAUUUUUUGUGAUUUUUGGGAAGUCUUAAAUCUUUUUUUUUUUUUUUUUUUUUUUUUUUUUUUUUUAAAAACGAUACAACUCCGAAGAAUGAACUCCUCUUAUGCUAUUAUAUUUAACUAGAAAAGUAAUAUAUAUUUUAAUAAUUUUCUGGGGUUUGUGUACUUUUUUUUAAUAAACAAAAGCGAUCUCCUGACCCCUGUAGAGCAUCGGUCUCCAGAGGAACUUGAGUUGUGUGCCGAGUUUCCCCUUCAGAUCGGACUGAUACUCUACACAGCCAGUGGGUGAUGGUUUUAUAGUUAUAAAUAUCACGUAACCGUGCUUUCGGGCAGACUUUCUCUCUCCGAGAUAUGUACGGGAAGAGUACCGUCUUUCCUCUUAUUACAGGUACGCUAUCUACACGUCAUUAAAGCGUAAAACUCGCCCAGGUUUUGUCUUUUCCUUUAAUGCCUAAGAAACACACACACACACACACACACACAUUUUUAUAUAUUUUUAUAUUUUACCAUCAAUAUGCACAAAUUUGACUUCAUUAAACGCAAAUUUUGUGGCUGAAUAUUA